AUGACGGUCACGCACUCGCGUCGUGCUGCUGUGCGGUGCACAUGCAUACUUGCGCUUCUGCUUGUAUGCGUAGCACUGAGCUCGCGCGCAUUUUUCGACUUUGGCGGCGGUGGUCGUGCCGGCGCGCCGCCCGCAGAGGUGCACCAUGCUCCGGAGGUGGACUACUACAAGGUGCUGCAGCUGGAGGAUAAGCGCGAGGAAGCGACCGAGAAGGACAUCCGUCAGCAAUUUCGCCGCCUUUCUCGUCUUUACCACCCCGACGUGGCGAAGACGGAGGAGGACAAGGCGAAGUACAGUCAAGUUAACCGUGCGUACGAGGUGCUGUCCGACAAGCGGAAGCGCAAGGUGUACGACAUGCGUGGGGAGCGGGGCUUGGAGCAGCUCGAACACAUAGACCGCUCCAAGGGCACUCCUGGUGGUGGUAUGAACCCCCUCGCCCAACUCUUCGGCAUGCGGGUGGACGAUGGCCUGCGAGGGUCCGACAUGGAGCUGGAAGCAAAGGUGGACCUCGCCAAGUUGUUCACUGGCGGGCAGGAGACUCUCCGGGUCAACAAGCACAAGGUAUGCCAUGCCUGCAAAGGCAGUGGUGCGGAUAUCACGGGGGGCAUUGUGCAGUGCCAGCAGUGUGGCGGCAACGGUGUGCUGCGCCAGCGUAUCCAGUUUGCCCCUGGCAUGAUCCAGGAGUUGCGCCAGAAGUGCCCCAGCUGUGGCGGAGCAGGUCGGCGGCCGAAGCGGGUGUGUCCCGUGUGUCGGGGCAACAAGGUCUUGUUCGGCAGCAGCACAGUGACACUGGAGCUGGAGCCUGGCAUGGAGGAGGGCCACGUGCUGAAGUUCGAGAUGGAGGCGGAGGAGUCGCCGGACCGUCUGCCGGGAGAUCUUCUCGUACACGUGCAAACCCUCCCGCACCCCGUCUUCUCACGCCGCCGCAACCAGCUAGACUUGGACACGUCUCUGACACUGACUCUUCGGGAGGCCCUCGUGGGGUUUGACCGCAACAUCACACACCUUGACGGAGUGGAGCAGGUCGGGGUGCAGCGGCGCGACACCGUGUCACCCUAUGGCACCGUUCUUCGGCUCCCGGGAAAGGGAAUGCCAAAGAUGAAUGUCGCCUCCGAGCGGGGUGACCUCUACGUCAGGCUGCAGUACGACAUGCCCGCGCAGCUCACAGAGGAACAGAGGAAGCUGGUGGAGAUGCUGCUGUGA
Molecule: messenger RNA, 1203 nt
Organism: Leishmania mexicana MHOM/GT/2001/U1103
Lineage: Eukaryota; Euglenozoa; Kinetoplastea; Trypanosomatida; Trypanosomatidae
Product: putative chaperone protein DNAj
Exons: 1
Coding region: 1-1203 (400 amino acids)
Biological process (GO): protein refolding
Cellular component (GO): cytoplasm
Molecular function (GO): Hsp70 protein binding
Source: RefSeq, a predicted model, not a curated record